Molecule: messenger RNA, 4383 nt
Organism: Branchiostoma floridae (Florida lancelet)
Lineage: Eukaryota; Metazoa; Chordata; Leptocardii; Amphioxiformes; Branchiostomatidae
Product: serine-rich adhesin for platelets-like
Exons: 17
Coding region: 1-3567 (1188 amino acids)
Source: RefSeq, a predicted model, not a curated record
AUGGAGGAACACCACUGUGGUGUCGGACUUGCCCUCUCGUGGAGACAGAGUGCCCCUUGUGUCGGCCUUGCUGACUGUCAGGUAAACAAUGGCGGCUGUCAGCACACCUGUGUAGGAGACCCAGCCGGGCACAGGUGUCUGUGUCUUCUGGGGUAUUCUCUGAGAGACGACAAUCACACCUGUAUCGAAGAUGAUGGUCUACCGUCAGUGGCCCUCCUGUUUUCCAGUGAUGCUGGAGCUUACUGGCUGCGCCAUGACUUACCUGACGUUCCAGCUGACGUUUCCAUAUCACUUGGAACUCUGGUUUCCGGUAUGCGAAUCUUGGCCAUGGACAUCAACUACGCAGGAAAGAUGUUAUUCUACACCACAGAGGUGGGAGACGGUACUCAGCAGAUCUACAGACGAUCCUUGAUCAAUCCAAAUAAUGCGCCACUUCUCAUAUACUCAAGAGGGAGGAAUAUUGAAGGGAUCGCUGUUGAUUGGGUGGCGUCAAACGUCUACUGGGCAGAACGGUCGCACGGGAACAUACAAGUGUCCAGGCUGGAUGGCAGUUUCAGAAAGGCCAUUGUGUCAGGACUGCACCAACCGUUGGGCGUUGCUGUACAUCCACGUGAAGGGUUGCUUAUCUGGACUGAGUCUGGAACAACUCCUAGAGUAGCGAGGGCAACAUUGGCCGGUACUGACACCAGAACCUUAGUCUCUGGCUUCAAUGUCAAUCAGCCCAAGGGUUUGGCUAUUGACUUCUUGGAAGACAGGGUUUACUGGCUGGAUGGUUUCCAUGGUACCGUCCAAUCAUGUGACGUGGAUGGCGGAAACGUAGUUUCUUAUCCGCCAAUCGGCAACGCAGAUCUUUCUGGAAUAACAAUCUACAAGGAUUACGUUUUGAUGACGGACGGUGACAACCAGCGUCUGAUCAUAGGACUGCGUCAACAUGACGGACAGUUCGUCGUUCACAGGACAGUUUCCGGCCUGGGAACGAGACCGCACAACAUCCAGAUGUACGACGGCAACGAGCAGCUCUCUCAUCCAGGACCGUGUGAUGAAGACAAUGGUGGCUGUGGGGAUCUUUGUCUGCCGGUCCCGAGUGGAAGAGUCUGUGCCUGUGGGGAAGGGCGCUAUCUACAAAUGGACGGUUAUAACUGUGGACUAAACGUGCCGGUUACUGUGCCAGUAACAAUGACACCACAAGCACCAGUUGUAACCACCACUACGAAAGAACCAACGACUACAAGUACACAGAGUCUAUCCACUGUUACCUCCACUACACCACAGCGCUCUACUACGCAACAACCCUCCACCACCACCUCCACUACACGACUUCAUUCCACCACCACCUCUACUACACGACAACCCUCCACCACCACCUCUACUACACGACAACCCUCCACCACCACCUCUACUACACGACAACCCUCCACCAGUACCUCUACUACGCAGCAACCCUCCACCACUACCUCUACUACACGACAACCCUCCACCACCACCUCUACUACACGACAACCCUCCACCACCACAUCUACUACACGACAACCCUCCACCACUACCUCUACUACGCAGCAACCCUCCACCGCCACCUCUACUACACGACAACCCUCCACCACCACCUCUACUACACGACAACCUUCCACCACCACAUCUACUACGCAUGCAGCCCGGGAAAUACUCCAGGUGGAAGGAAGUGUGAAUUUGCCGGGCUAUGUGAAUUACGAUCCAGGGGCACAACACUGGGAGUUUCGGGCAGUGGACAAAUGGGGAAGAACAACGAUAUGCUCCUUCGAUGUCACCAUAUCAGAUUCCAAUCCACCAACCAUACACGACUGCCCAAACAACAUCACCAUGGUAACGGCUACCGAUGGCGUCACAGUCACGUGGGAUGCACCCACAGCCGUGGACAACUCUGGUCGUGACGUCACUGUAACCGUCAGCAAAGACCCCGGAUCGAGUUUUUUCUUCGCAGACCAGGAGCAUGCAGUGACGUACACAGCAAGGGACAUUGCUGGAAACACAGCAACUUGCAAUUUCUGGGUCAUACUAAAAAGUACUUCUUCGACCUGUCCUGAAGACGAUCUACCGACUGUCACAAACGGUUUCUUCGGUGCAUGUUCCGUCUCAGCCGGCGUGAAAACAUGUCCUGUCGUCUGCAACGACUCCGGUUUGAGUCCGUCCUCACGCAGGAUCCGGUGCCAACCGGAUGGACGGUGGGAGAGCGGGGUUUAUGUUUGUAACAGAGGGCGUUUGCCUCUAAGCGUCUCAAGCUCGGCCAGCUUCAGCAUCUCUCUUGCGCCCUGUCGCAAUGACGACGGGUUCUUACACGUUGUCACUUCUAACAUGGUGGACCACUUCGGCCGAACGGGCGUUUGUUGGUACGCGAGCCAAAACUCUGUGCCCCUCUGUGAGUUCAGUAGUGACGGGACCUUCCCAAACAUCAGAGUCUCGUGUCGUCAGAACAACUCUCGCAGGCGGCGAGAUUUGACGGACGUGAGUUGGCUCACUUCUCGCGAGAUUUCUGAAUCUGUCAUUCAUCUGACGUCAGAAAAUUUGUCCAAUCAGGCUCUCAGUGAUGUUGGAGGUUCACCUCUCAAAAAUGCUAAACCAACCAAACACACGGUUGAGAAUAUUGUUAUCAGUAACCCAGCAGGAAAUGCGCAAAGAGGCAGAAUGGCAAGAGAGGUAGGAGGAAUUGACGUUUUGCUGAAGAUGAAAAUCAACAUGGCGGCGGGCGACCUCAGUAGUGUUCAGCAUGCCGAGGAACGACUGCAAAGAGUCAUCGAUGGCGUCAGGGGAAGAGUGUCUUCAGGUGACGUAGUCGUCCGUGUCAAUGACGUCACCUACACGGCUGAUUCCGAGUCGUUCUCGUCUACAGAAGUGACUGUAGAUUGUCCACUAGAUACCGAGAAGCAGGGAAACUUAUGCGCUCAGACCAUGCCUGAGGCAGCUAGUGGUCUGUCUAGCACCGCUUUGAUUGGGAUUGGAGCUGUUAGUGCCGCCUGUCUAGUUGUCGUAAUCGGUGUGGGAGUCUGGUGUAAAAAGAAGAGGUCACAGAUGCCGAUGCCGAGACGAAACUCGCAUCUCAUCACCAUUCACAACCCCGCCUUCGACGACCCAAUAUAUGACGUGAUAAAUGACAAGCCAGUGCAUAUGGCACCUGUUGUGCGAAUUCCCUCCGAUGGACUGAAGGACGUAGGAAACGAUUACUGUGAAAAUCCCGGGCCACUACAAAACGAUGGCGGCUAUGAGAUUCCCUCAGUCCCAGCUUUCAGAAAAGCGCCAUCUAACACCUUUAUGAUGAACAGCAGCCAGAGUCAAGGCCGUCCACAGGAGGAGGAUGGCGACCACGAUUACAGCUAUCCCGCCAAGGAGAGCGGACCGUACCAGGACCUUGCUGGCUCGUUUCAGCGCCAUCACGAGUACCAGAGUCUGGCUGGGGUGGGUCAAAGGUCACGACAUCCUGGGAACGACGAGCGAGCCAAUCACCAGCGUCAGCCUAACAUCGUUCCCGUGGCAGCAGGGUCAGCAUACAACACGACAAACAACAGCCAGAUGUUGACGUUCAACUAUGGACACUAAGUAUGAACAAGACCACAAGAUCAAAUUUCCUAGCCAUCCCAUCACUUCACACAACACACUAUUUCGUCAAAUGGCGCCACCCUUCCCGUCAUACAUCACAAAACAAAAUGGCGGCGUCCUUCCCGUCAAUCAUCGCAAAACAAAAUGGCGGCGCCCAUACAUGGCAACAAAAACAGAACAGGUUUUGCUAUCGCAAACCUGUAAUUAUAUGCUGAUACGCAAUAAGUCAUUCACAUCCCUUUGUAAAUACUGUAGCUUUCAAAAUUCUCGAUACCAGAAUUUGACUAUAUGUUUAGAUCCGACAGCCCUCAUAAUGAUAUUAAAGAUAGGGAAAUAUAUAAAAGAUAAUGGCACUCAAGUUUAUAUAUUACUCAAGUUUACUCCCACCUGAAUGUACAAAGAUUCUUGUUUUCCUAUAUUGUUUAGUCAGUAGGAUUUUAAGAGUUACUCUGUAUCCAUCAUAGUUUAUAUUUGACCAAUACAAAAGUCACUUUACUUUUUUGUCGUAUCAAAGCUUACAUUUAUGGUAAUGCAUUUUAUGAUAUUAUAAAAUUGGUAUGAAUAAGGCGUGGCUUCCUAUGGUAUUUCGAUGCGGAUAGCAUCUACUUUUGUAACAAGACGGUGAAGAAGUGGUCUUCUUAAUGAACUUUUGUACAUACGGUUUUUAAAAACUUGUUUCAAAGUAAUGCAGUUGUACAAUAUUGACUUAUAUGAAUGCUAGUUUAAUUCUGUUUUUUUUUUACUCAACACACAAUUUUGGUUCCUUGGGUUCAGUUUUAUUACUGAAAAUAUAAUAAAGAUAAACAUGUAAAGGCA